CUUUUUCUGGGUAUGCAGAGGUUAGAAAAUGGUGGCUUUGACUCGAUUUUCUGUUAAUGCAUCCUAGCCAGAUUAGUAGGAGCAUUAUUUAUAUCUAUUGAUCGAAUAAUAUUGACCAUCUGAAAGAGAAAUAAUUUAUAAAUCUACACGAUGCGAUUGUUAAAGUUUUUCUUAAUAUUGUUUGUUUGAGAGUUUUAACUUUAAAAUGAAAAGUCAAUCCUAGUAGUUAUUUUUUAAAAUUAUUUAUUUUAAACAGAAAAACUUUACAAGCUUCUUUUAGUGGAUGAGAUUAAAUAAGCAGAAAUGUUUUUAGUAUAAUAUUGUAUCUAGAAUAGAAUCAUGCUGCUAACCAAACUGUUAAUCGAGAUAUCUUGUUAAAAACAUUUCUUAUACUAGUUUUUAUAGGGUUUUUUUACAUCUAAUUGUUUGAUUUCUUUCUAUUAAAUCUACUCUUUUUACCACAAUAUUUAUGUGUUCUCUCUACUUAAUUAAAUCAUCUAAGUCUAUUUUUUAUCAUAUUUUCGGUUAUAGGGCCCUAACACCCUCUCUUUAAUAAUAUUAUUUUGGGUUAAACCCUAUUUUGCCCCCUGCCAUUUGGGGAGAAUCUCAAAAAGGACCCUGUAAAAAAAAACAGAUUACGUUAUUGUCAAUUCCAGAUUCCCUCAUUUUAAACCCUUGGUGGAUGAGAUCCCAUAAGUAGCUGACAUGGAUGUGACACGUUGACAAUUCUUAUUAUUUGGGAUAUACGUGUCAUUUUUUAUUAUUUUUUUUAUUUCAAAAAAAACAUUUAACUUAUUUAAUUAUUGAAACAAUGUAAAUUAAAAUCAAAUCUCAAAGGAAACUUUCGUUCACCUCCCUGAAACCCUAAAACAGCAAACUUUUAUUUGCACCUUCUCCAUCGCUUCCUUUCAUCGACUAUGUUCAACGCAUCUUCAAAGGAAAAGUAAUAACAUUGGAAGAAUGACACUGUUCGAAAUAAUCUUUCACCAUGGUGGUGAGUUCGUGCGUGAUAACUUCGUAUUCUACAGAGGAGGAGAUGUAACGAUUGUUCAUGGGUAAGAUUCAGAUACUUGGUCAUACUACGAAGCAAUGAGUUUAGUUUUCCAGUUUGGCUUUGAUGGAGGUCGAAUCAGAAUGUGGAGGAAAAUAGAAGGUAUUGAUGAAAACUUUUUUCACUUGACUGAUGAUGUUCAUGUUACAGAAAUUGCAAACCACUCUAUCUUGCACAAUGUUAAGGGACAUAUUUGGCUAGAACAUUUUGUUGGAGACAACACAAAGCGGGCUGAGAAUCCAAAUAUAGUUGAUGUUGGUGAAGUGAGUGACAAUGAUGACUCUCCAGGGGUAAGGUUUAGGGACAGCGAGGAAGAAAGAGUGAAUGAUGACAAUGAAGGCUUUGUGGUUGUGGAGGUUGAAAGACCAGAUGAUGGUAAUAGGGUUGAAGUGGCAAGUAAGAAGCUUAGGUACAAGUUAAGAGCUAACAAGGAUGCAUCAACUUUAAGGUCUCCCAAAAAAUUAAAGUUGCGUGUUCCUUCAAGGGUGCAUGGGGGCAAACCUAGUUCAUCAAAGGUUGUAGAGCAAGAUGUUGAUUAUGAGAGUGAAGAGCUUGGUAGUUCUGAUCCAGAUGUUAGUGACAAUGAGAAGAUGCCCAAGUAUGAGAAGUUUAAAGGAGACUUACUCAACAAAGACUAUGAGUUUAAACUAGGUAGGGAGUUUAACUCUCUUAUUGAAUUUAAAGAUGCCAUAAGGGAAUGGUCUGUUUUAAAUGGUAGAGAGAUUAGGUUAGUGAAAAAUGAAAGUACUAGAGUUAGGGUAGAAUGUAGGGGUAAAUGUGGAUUUACAGCCCUUUGUAGUAAAGUUGGUGACAAACACGCUUUUCAAUUAAAAACUUAGGUGGGGACCCAUACUUGCGCUAGGGUUUUAAAUAACAAGUCAGCAAAUUCUAAGUGGGUGUCUAAAGUUGUGGUAGAGAAGAGGCAUCAAAGUGGCAAGGUCAAAAUAUUAGAUCUGAUGGCAGAACUAAGGAGCAAAUAUUCAGUUGGGAUUUUUAAGGGAAGGGCAUGGAGAGCUAAACACAUGGCUGAAAAAAUAAUUGAAGGAUAUUCUUCUAAGCAGUAUUCCAUGUUAUACAAUUAUGCUGCAGAGCUUAAGAAGCAAAAUGAUGGAAAUACUGUAAAGAUAUCUGUGGAGCGGCCAAUUCCCACACUACCACCAAGGUUUGGUAGUUUCUAUUUUUGCUUUGAUGGCUGCAAGAAGGGUUUCCUCCAUGGUUGCAAACCAUUUAUUGGUGUAGAUGGCUGCCCAUUAAAGACCCAGUAUGAUGGCCAUUUGCUUAUUGCUGUGGCUAGAGAUCCAAAUGAUCAAUACUUUCCUCUAGCAUUUGGUGUUGUGGAGACAAAGACAAAGGAAUGCUGGAGAUGGUUCUUGCAACUCCUGAUGGAAGACAUUGGACAACAUAGAAGAUACGUUUUCAUAUCUGACCAACAAAAGGUAUGAUUUUUCUUGUGACAUAUAUAUUUGAUUUUUCUUGUCAUGUUUUUGUAGACUUAUUCUGGUUGCUCAUUGUCAUAGGGAUUUGUGGCUGUAUUUGAAGAGAUGUUUGAGUUAAUAGAGCAUAAAGUAUGUCUAAGGCAUUCGUAUGCCAACUUCAAAAAGAAAUUUGGUGGAGGCAGUGCAAUUAGGGAUCUGAUGAUGGGAGCAGCAAAAGCAACCAAUCUAUAAGCUUGGGAGAAGAAGAUGUCUGAGUUAAGGCAACUAGAUCCAAAGGCUUGGGAAUGGCUAGUAGGUGUUCCAACCAAACUAUGGUGUAAGCAUGCUUUUAGCUAUUAUCCAAAAUGUGAUGUCCUGAUGAAUAAUCUUAGUGAGUCUUUUAAUAGUACCAUAUUAAAGGCUAGGGAUAAACCAAUUAUCACUAUGUGUGAAUGGAUUAGGAAUUAUCUUAUGAAUAGGGUUGCAGUUAGUUUGACUAAGUUAGAUAAGUGGAAACAUAAGAUUAUGCCUAUGCCUAGGAAAAUAAUGGACAAAGAAAUUGUAAUGAGUGGUAAUUGGAUUCCUACUUGGUGUCAAAACUUGAUAUGGCAGGUUAACCACACAUUUGAUGGGCACCAAUUCAUUGUAGAUUUAGGUAAAAAAACAUGCACAUGUUGUUUUUGGGAACUUGUGGGCAUUCCAUGUAGGCAUGCCAUAGCUGCCAUGAGUUAUCAAAACUUGGAUCCAGAAUUAUAUGUGGAUGAUUGCUAUAGUAGGGAAACAUACACUAAAUGUUACUCAUAUAGUGUGAGUCCCACUAAUGGCAUGGAUAUGUGGCCUACUAUUGAUAAUGAGGAGAUGCUUCCACCUUCAUACAAGAAAGGUCCAGGUAGACCCAGAAAACUUAGGAUUAGAGAGCAUGAUGAAAAUGGAUCUAGAAUGAGAAGGGCAGCUGUUAACUAUAGGUGCACCAGAUGUGACAACAUUGGACAUAACUCCAGGAAAUGUAAAGCUGGAGAACAAAAUCCUGCAACUUUAAAGAGAAAGAGAAAGGCACCAAGGAAAGCUGCUUCAACAAGCAAUGUGGGUGACACUGAUACAACAGAGGAUUACUUUGAGGGGGAAAUUGAUGCAACCGUUGAAGCAAUGGUGGCAUUAGUAGAAGCUGACUUAGCAACUCAAGCAUCAUAGAUAGUGAAUCGAAGUCCUACCAUCAAGUUUCCAUCCAAGAACAAGAAAAAGAAAAAGAAAGUUUGCUCUAAGAAGAAAUGAAGUUGAUCCAUGUUGUGUCGUGUUUUGUAAUUCUGAAUGUUGUGUUCUGAAUGGUUGUGUAAUGGCAUUUUGGGUAAUGGUUGUGUAAUUCUGAAUCCUGAAUUUAGUACAAUGGUUUUUUGGGUUUAGUACAAUGGUUUUUUGGGUUUAGUACAAUGGUUAUAAUCCUGAAUGUUAUGUAAUUCUGAAUGUUACAAUUUCAAGUGCAGUUU
Messenger RNA from Vicia villosa (hairy vetch), 3950 nucleotides. RefSeq lists its product as uncharacterized. Lineage: Eukaryota; Viridiplantae; Streptophyta; Magnoliopsida; Fabales; Fabaceae. Gene Ontology annotation, molecular function: zinc ion binding. The transcript is spliced from 3 exons. The record is from RefSeq and is a predicted model, not a curated record. Bases 2734 to 3657 code for a protein of 307 amino acids.